UUUUUUUUUCAAUUAAUUAAGAUCGGUUGAACCCAAACCCCUAGGCCCUUCGCCCCUCUCUCCUCCUAAAAGCAACGCCUCAAGGCCCUGCGCUUUUCCGCCUUCUCUCGACACUCGCAUCCGUCUUCCUCAUUUAAUAAGCACAAACCGACAGUUUAACUGUUUAAGCUCUGAAACUUUCUCGUUACCGGAAUAUAUUUUCAUAUACGUUAAUGGCCGUACACAGGAUUGAAAGAGCAGAUCUGUGGAAAAGCAAGGCGCGAGUAUUGCAGCUUCGGCUCAGAGAACGGUUCCGAGUGGCAGUGGACCGGCAUCGCAGACGGCCGCCGAUUUUUUCCGAUGGUUACUUCUCUUCUACGGUCCAACGGUGGCUGAUUCGCUUCCGGGACUUUCGCCAGGGCUCUUUGCAGUCCUCUUCUGCCUUUUAUCGUAAAAGAGUUAGUAAGGACUUUACUGCUGAAGAAGAUUCUGUUAUUAUUCGCAUGCUUCAGUCUAUUGCCGUUCCUCUCCUCGGAAAUAUGUGUCAUGUAUUUAUGAAUGGUCUUAAUCACGUUCAGGUCUAUGGGUUAGAGAAAUUACAUGAUGCAUUGCUUCAUAGGCCAAGGAACAAGCCUCUUUUAACGGUGAGCAAUCAUGUUGCUUCUGUGGAUGAUCCAUUUGUUAUUGCUUCACUACUUCCUCCUAGAGUACUUUUGGAUGCUCAGAACUUAAGAUGGACACUUUGUGCAACUGACCGCUGUUUUCGCAAUCCUGUGACUUCUGCAUUUUUUCGAUCUGUCAAAGUAUUGCCCGUCUCACGUGGUGAUGGAAUUUAUCAGAAGGGCAUGGAUAUGGCUAUUGCAAAGUUGAACAAUGGUGGAUGGGUUCAUAUUUUCCCAGAAGGGAGUCGAUCUCGUGAUGGUGGAAGGACUAUUGGGUCUUCAAAGAGAGGUGUUGGAAGGUUGGUCCUUGAUGCUGAUACUGUUCCUAUAGUAAUUCCCUUUGUACACACCGGCAUGCAGGAAAUAAUGCCUAUAGGAGCCAACUUUCCGAGGAUUGGUAAAAUGGUGACGGUGCUUGUUGGUGACCCAAUCCAUUUUGAUGAUUUGCUGAAUGUAGAAGGAAUAGAACAUAUAUCAAGAAGAAAAUUGUAUGAUGCUGUAGCUUCAAGAAUUCAGAGUCGAUUACUUGAACUGAAAAUUCAAGUCGACAAGUUGGCAAGUGAACAGUUGAUCAAACUGCAACAUCCUAAUGCAGGAAGCACGGAGAAGGCCAGUGAUAUGUUACAACAAGUUGAUUGGGAUUCAUUUGGCUUGGGAAGCUGUGCAUUUACUGAAGAUGAUUCAUUGGAGCCUGAAAUCCAACCAAAACAAAACAUUACCUCUCAAGGGGAACACCAGGAACCCAUUUCUACUGAUCGAUCUCCCAGAAUGGGAUCCAUGUACGAAGGUGGAACCAUUUCAAGGAUGCAUGGUUAUAUGGACUCCUUUGAGCUACUGGGUUUCGCAGCCAGGGGUGUAUUUAUGAGCCUUAGGCCUAGGAUUAAUACACCUGGUGUUGGAGAUGCAAGCCCAUUGAGGGCGUGGAAACUGUAUUUGGAAGCUAACCUGCUAAGACCGUUGAAUGCCUGCUAACAAAAUAAUCUAGUUAAGAGGAUGGAACGUUGCAAAAUUUUGAUUCAGUGUAAAUAAAGCAUGUUUUUAUCGUA
Molecule: messenger RNA, 1687 nt
Organism: Manihot esculenta (cassava)
Lineage: Eukaryota; Viridiplantae; Streptophyta; Magnoliopsida; Malpighiales; Euphorbiaceae
Product: tafazzin
Exons: 7
Coding region: 213-1613 (466 amino acids)
Biological process (GO): phospholipid metabolic process
Source: RefSeq, a predicted model, not a curated record